AAAUUACAAUAAUGAGUUGUAUGGAUAUAAAAAUCAUAAUCAUGAGCUUUCUUUAAAAGAAGUUGAAAUUAAUUCUUAUUUGCCUGAGGUCUCAAAUCUGGAAUAUUAUAGGCCAAAAGAGCAUCCACCCAAACAACUAAAAUCUUCAAUUGAAUCUAGUUUUAAUAAACAUACUAAAUUAUUGGUAGAUCCUUAA
Racocetra persica is the source of this 196-nucleotide messenger RNA. Lineage: Eukaryota; Fungi; Glomeromycota; Glomeromycetes; Diversisporales; Gigasporaceae. The record is from the annotation of a GenBank genome assembly.